CUCAUUAUGUUUCUCUCUAAAAUGGUUCCUUCCUCAAAUCACAUAAACAUAACAAUGCAAAGAAGAAAAGAAAUAGGGGCGUAUCUACACCUGACAGAAACUAGUGAGACGUAACUGGGAGCCAAAAACAUGCACAGACAUGGUGAAGUCUAAGCAUGCAGAUAAGCUGUGUUUUACCCACGCCCAAGUCAGACACAAAACAGCUUCAGAGAGCUACAACACUGGAUCUCUGAGUAAGUCACUUCAGAAAAUCUUCACGAUGUUCCUUGCUAAAGCUUUGCUGAGUGGAGGAAGUGGAGGAAGUGGAGGAAGUGGUAAGAGUCGUGGAGGAAACCUUGUACGUGGCCUUGGAGGGCUCCUGACAGGAGGUGGAGGUGCAGGGAAUAUUGGAGGACUUGUUGGAGGUCUCGUCAACCUUAUAAGUGAAGCGGCAGCUCAGUAUAACCCAGAGCCACCUCCACCUCCUCGCAAUCAUUUUACAAAUUUGGAAGCUCAGGAGAGUGAUGAGAUCAGACAAUUUCGUCGCCUGUUUGCCCAGCUGGCUGGAGAUGAUAUGGAAGUGUGUGCCACCGAGCUAAGAGACAUCCUGAACAAAGUCCUCUCCAGACACCAAGACCUGAAGGCAGAUGGCUUCAGCUUGGACACCUGCCGCAGCAUGGUUGCCGUCAUGGACAGCGACACGAGCGGCAAGCUGGGCUUUGAGGAGUUCAAGUACCUGUGGAACAACGUCAAGAAGUGGCAAGGAGUGUACAAGCAGUACGACACUGAUCAGUCAGGCACCGUUGGGAGAGCCCAGCUGCCCAGCGCCUUGAGGGCGGCGGGGUUCCAGUUGAACGAGCAGCUGUGCCGGGUGAUCGUGCGCAGGUACGCCGCCGAGGACGGCAGCAUGGACUUCAACAGCUUCAUCAGCUGCCUGGUGCGCCUGGACAGCAUGUUCAGGGCCUUCAAGUCCCUGGACCAGGAUGGAAGUGGCCAUGUCAGAGUGACCAUUGAAGACUGGCUGCAGCUGACCAUGUAUUCGUGAAGGCAAAGAAGAGGCUUUGUGUGGAAGAUCCACCUGGAGGGCUGCACUCCUCUGCUACACUGCUGUGGGCUUUGCCUUUAGUCUUUCUAAGGCAGAUGUAGCAGUAGAUGGCUCAGC
Messenger RNA from Zonotrichia leucophrys gambelii, 1141 nucleotides. It is a transcript of the gene CAPNS2, whose product is annotated as calpain small subunit 2. Gene Ontology annotation, cellular component: calpain complex. The record is from RefSeq and is a predicted model, not a curated record. Gene Ontology annotation, molecular function: calcium ion binding. Lineage: Eukaryota; Metazoa; Chordata; Aves; Passeriformes; Passerellidae.